Molecule: messenger RNA, 177 nt
Organism: Fusarium oxysporum Fo47
Lineage: Eukaryota; Fungi; Ascomycota; Sordariomycetes; Hypocreales; Nectriaceae
Exons: 1
Source: RefSeq, a predicted model, not a curated record
UCAGCGCCGUGGUUCUCCGAUGUUAUUCCCGGCCUCCCAGUGGGGCUAUUUGUUGCGACCCUAGACCUCGAGCACACGAACCUCAUCUCUUCAGCCAAUCGCUACUUGCCACCAAAGACCAAGCCAAACCCUACAAGCCGGAAUACAUCCAACCGUCACCAAAAGAUCAUCUCCUAG